UGAUGUGUCAGGAGGAGAUACGCAUUUAGUAAUUUUCAAGGAGCCAUGUUCAGUUUAGAAUCCUCACUUAUUCUUUCUCCCUUGAUUCCUGGCCACUGUAAAUUACUUCAAAAGAUGAUUUUAGAAUAGAAAAGGAGCUAGAGUCAGAGAGGCUGUUUUAACAUUUCAUUUUCCUUUGACGUCAUUUAGGAUUUUGAUUUUGAAGCAUGGCAAAGAGGCAGAAAUGACUUUGGGCCAUAGACAGUGGAAUCACUUUAAAAUGAAGAUAUAUUUAUUAUUAUUAUUAUUAUUAUCAUUUUGCUUGAGAUCUAAAACUACCUAAUGAAUGAAGACCUCUCCCAGCGCUGACUGGAAUUAGAAAUGCUUUCUAAUUCCACAUGAAUGAGUAACAAAAGCAUUCCAAAGCAAGGACUUACUUGAAUUCACCGCUGAUUCCAUGGCAUCAAAUUCCCAAAAGGGGGCGGGGGGAAGCCUUGAAAUAACUUAAUGAUUGGGAAAUAUCAGUUAAAUGCUUUUGUACCUUCAUCAUUGUCAACUCAACAGGAAAACACUGCUAUCCAAGCCUCCCAUUUGCGUGAGAGUUGGGAGCUUCUAAACCAAGAAAGGAAGAAACCAAGCAGAUUAUUUACGAGCUCCUUCCCUCUUGCUGCUUAUGCCACUGUGAAAUAAGCUGUUUGUCCCAGUGACUUAACACCGCUCUUCCAGCUUUCCGCGCCUCCUAGCGGACCUAUUAAGUGGUGCACCCCGGGUCACCCGCUGCAGAAAAGCGGGCCACCAGUAGGCAGCGCCGCAUCCUGACGCUGCCCGCGCGCACAGCCUGGCCGGUGUUCCUCGCUCGCAUCAGACCCUGUCCUGGCUGCAGGAGAGGGGACUCCAGCCAGGUUCCAGAGUCCGAGUCCUCAGCAUCGUGUCAGACUGGGUGCCGGCUGCAGCCACCUCAACCUGGGCUAGGAGCACACGCGUCUUUGGAGCCCGACGCGGCGGCACAACUUCCUCAGGGGCCAACUUUAGGCCAGCCUGCCGGCUUGGUGCAGAGUCCGACUCAGGAGACCUGCCCAAGAAGUCUCAGGGAGUGGAACCCAGGAGCCCCUACCCCGCCCCCAGACACGCCGGGACUGCGCGUCGGGCCCCGCCCCGCGCGCCACGCUUUAAAAGGCUGGAAGGCCAGGGGCGCACGGCGGCGGCCACGGUCAUGGAGGGGGUGCUUGCAGCCAACUGGAGCGCCGAGGCGGUCAACUCGAGCGCGGCGCCGCCAGAGGCCGAGGGCAACCGCACCGCCGGGCCGCCGCAGCGCAACGAGGCCCUGGCGCGUGUGGAGGUGGCGGUGUUGUGCCUCAUUCUCUUCCUAGCUCUGAGCGGCAAUGCGUGCGUGCUGCUGGCGCUGCGCACCACGCGCCACAAGCAUUCGCGCCUCUUCUUCUUCAUGAAACACCUGAGCAUAGCCGACCUGGUGGUGGCGGUGUUCCAGGUGCUGCCUCAGCUACUGUGGGAUAUCACCUUCCGCUUCUACGGACCCGACUUGCUGUGCCGCCUCGUCAAGUACCUCCAGGUGGUGGGCAUGUUCGCUUCCACUUACCUGCUGCUGCUCAUGUCGCUCGACCGCUGUCUGGCCAUCUGCCAGCCGUUGCGCGCGCUGCGCCGCCGCGCGGAUCGUCUGGCAGUGCUAGCCACAUGGCUGGGCUGCCUGGUGGCCAGCGCGCCGCAGGUGCACAUCUUCUCGCUGCGCGAGGUGGCCGACGGCGUCUUCGAUUGCUGGGCCGUCUUCAUCCAGCCCUGGGGGCCCAAGGCCUACAUCACGUGGAUCACACUUGCGGUCUACAUCGUGCCGGUCAUCGUGCUCGCCGCCUGCUACGGCCUUAUCAGCUUCAAGAUCUGGCAGAACUUGCGGCUCAAGACUGCGGCGGAAGCGGCGGAGGCGAUCGCGGGAACCGAGGGCGCGGCGGCGGGCAGCCGGGGCCGAGCGGCUCUGGCCCGCGUCAGCAGCGUCAAGCUCAUCUCCAAGGCCAAGAUCCGCACCGUCAAGAUGACCUUCAUCAUUGUGCUGGCCUUCAUCGUAUGCUGGACGCCAUUCUUUUUCGUGCAGAUGUGGAGCGUCUGGGACGCCGAUGCGCCCAAGGAAGCCUCAGCUUUCAUCAUUGCAAUGCUCCUGGCCAGCCUCAACAGCUGCUGCAACCCCUGGAUCUACAUGCUCUUCACAGGCCACCUCUUCCAUGAACUUGUGCAGCGCUUCCUUUGCUGCUCUUCCAGCCACCUGAAGACCAGCCGGCCCGGGAGACGAGUGUCAGCAAAAAGAGCAACUCGUCCACCUUUGUCUUGAGCCAGCACAGCUCCAGCCAGAAGAGCUGCUCGUAGCCAUCCACGGGGUGACCAUCGAGGCUGAGACUGCCUCCCUGGCUUGGGUUGUGUGACAGGGACAGUCCGGCCCUUGGUGGUGGCUGCGUCCCUAUGUGUAUAAGGUACCUGUCAGUUUGUACCCCUCCACACCUUGGGGGAGCUGGAGCAGGCCAGGGGAUUUGGACCUGGGGUGGGGAAGCCAUCUCUGAGGGGGAAGAUGAGAGGGUGACUCAGCCAUUGGACAAUCCCUGGACCUCCCCUGGGCUCCCACCUUACUCCUGCUACCCUGUCCCCACUGCUGCCCCUGGCUGCUGGGUGGGUGGUUUUUUUUCUCUGAAGCCUGUAAUUUUAAUCCAGUGUCCUUUUAGUCCUUUGUCCUGGGAUCUUGUGAAAGGUGGUAAGUAUAGGAUUGGUGACCAAAUGGGCUCCAAAGCCUAGUGUUCUGAGCUAGGGGUGAAGAACAUGACCUCAGGUGGUGGUGCCGAUGUCUUCAUGGCCUCAGCACUCAGUGCUUUGGCCUUCGAGUGGUACAGUGCCAGCAUCCUUGGGCGACAGCUUUUCAGAAGGUAGCCCUUGAGCAGGGGAUUCUCCUAUGAACCAUCUGGCACAGGCAGCAGAUUCAAACUUGGCUUAAGAAUGUUUAGGAAGCCAGUACUUAAGAAGCAGUUGGGAAAGAAAAAUAAAAAGCAUUCAAAUUGGAAAAGAAGUAAAACUCCUUGCAGAUGACAUGAUUUCAUGUAUAGAAAAUUCUAAGGAAUGCAUGCAUGCACCCACAUGUACACACAAGCCCAUUAAAACUAAUAGAUGAAUUCAGGGUUUCAGAGAACAAGGUCAGUACAAAAAUCAAUUGUAUUUCUUGCCAGUGGCAAUGAAUGGUAUGAAAAUGAAAUUGAGAAAUAAUUCCAUUUAUGAUAGUAUCAGAAAGAAUAGGAAUUCAUUUAAUGAAUGAAGUGCAAGACUUAUAUACCCUGAAAACUGCAAGAUAUCAUUGAAAGAAAUUGAAGACUUAAAUAAAUGGAAAGACAUCCUCUACUCAUGGGUCAGAGACUUAAAUUGUGUUAAAUAACAACAUUCUCCAAGUUGAUCUACAGAUUCAGUGUAAUCCCUGUCAAAAUCCUAGCUGUCCUCUUUGCACAAAUUGAUAAGCUGAUCCUAAAAUUCACAUGGAAAUGCAGAGAAUCCAGAAUAGCCAAAUAAACCUUGAAAAAGAAGACAAAGUUAGUGGAUUCAUACUUCCUGCUUCAGAGCUACAGUAAUUAAAAGAGUGUGGUUCCCUCUGUGGCACAGUGUGUUAAUGAUCUGGCUUGUCUCUGUGGAGGUGCCAGUUUGAUCCCUGGCUGAAAAAUGGAAAAAAGAGGGUGAAAUAGACAAAAGGAUAGACAUAUAGGCCAAUGGAGUGGAAUAGAGAGUACAGAUAUAAACCCUUUACAUUUACGGCCAAUAGGUUUUUCACAAGUAUGACAAGAGUAUUCAAAAGGGAAGAUAAGUCUUUUUGGUGUGGGACAGCUGAAUAUCUGCCAAAGAAUUCGGUUGGACCCUCUACCUCACACUGCAUACAGUAAUUAACUCAAAAUGCAUCAACCUAAAACUAACCUAAGCUAAAACUAGAAAAAUCAUAGAAGAAAACAUAGGAUAAAUCUUUGUGACCUUGGGUUAGGCAAGGGUCUCUCAGAUAUGACACCCAAAACACAAGCCAGGGGAAGAGUAGAUAAAUUGGACCACAUCAAAAUGAGGCACAAAACUCUUGUGCUUCAAAGGGCACUAUCAAGAAAGUGAAAAGACAGCUCACAAGAAUGGGAGAAAAUAUUUUCACACCAUGUGCUUGUAUCUAGAAUAAAUCAAGAAAACUUAAAAUUUAACAAUGAAAAUAACACAGUUUAAAAAAACGGUUAUUCAACAUAUUUGAAUAGACAAACCAAUAGACAAAGAAGCUAUAUGCAUGACCAAUGAGCACAUGAAAAUACGCUCACUGUUACUACUCAUGAGGGAAAUGCAAAUCAAAACCACAGGGAAAUACCGCUGCACACCCACAAAGAUGGCUCUAAGCAAAGAGAUGGGCAAUAACAGGUGCUGGCGAGGAUGGCGAGAAAUGGGAACUCCCUUCCAUGGCUGGUGGGAAUGUAAAGUGGUGCAGCCACUUUGAAACAUAGUUUGGCAGUUCCUCAAAAAGUUAAACAUAGAAUUAUCUCAUGAGCCAGAAAUGCUACUCCUAGGUAUUUAUUCAGGGGCAAUGAAAGCAGACGUACGCACAAAAACUUGUACACAGAUGUUUAUGGCCCUGUAAUUUGUGAUAGCUCCAAAUGGAAAUAACCCAAAUGUCUGUCCACGGAUGGAUAAAUAAAUGUGGCCUCGCUAUCCACUGGCACAUUAUUUGGCUAUAAAAAGAAAUGAAGUACUGACACAUGCUCCAACAUGGGGUACCUUGGAAACAUCAUGUUAUGUGAAAGAAGCCAUUGUAAACAGCCACAUACUCCGUAAUUGCAUUUGUAUGAAAUGCCCAGAAUAGGCAAUCCUCCCACGACAAAUGAUGGAAUAGUGGUUGCUGGGGGCUGGAGGCUGGGGUGAUUGGGGAGUGAGUGCUAAGAUACCAGGCUUUUUUUGGGGGGGAGUGAUGAAAAUUUUCUGGAGUGAGUAAUCUACAUGAUUUUGAGCAUAUGCUAUAAACCACUGAAUUAAAUCCUUUAAAAAACCCCAGAAAACAAAAGAAGUGUUUCCAAAGUCAGAGGCAGCCAGCUUAAAGGAUGAAUUCCUUAGAAUCUCUUCCCUCCCAGAGCUUUUCUUUCUUUGGGAUUCACCCUUUCAGAAAAAUCUGAGGUUUUCUUACUCAGUUUUUCUUCAAGAAAUGACAUUGCCCUAAGUACCCCUGUCCUGCUCCAGUCAAGGCAGACAGGAUGCCUUGUAGCUGCAGAUUAUUGUGUUGGAUUCAGAGGACCAAUUUGCCAAGGGUCUCAGAGGUCUCAUGGUAAACAUGUUGUCAGAUGUCCUCUCAUCCUUGAAGUACAACGUGACUGUGUCCAAGAAAUACCUUUAGCCAUUAAAUACAGGACGCUAUGGAUCAGAGAUUUUUUUGGCUGGGGCCUGGCCAGCGCAGUGGCCCUCUGGGGCACUGUUCUUCUUUUUUAUUUGUAUGCAUAUUUUUGGACUCACUUUGAUACAGCAAGAGCACUUUCUGUAGCACUUCCUACAGCCACAGACCUGCUUUUCCCAUACAUAUUUCCUCGUCUCUCUCUCCACACUGCAUUAAGCACACACAGGUGAACACACACACACAUACACAUGCACACAUGCACACACAAUGAGCUGGCAGGGUCUAAAUGUUCAGGGAGAAGAGAGGUGUGCCCUGAGUUGCUGGCCUCCAAAGCCCCAGCAUUUAGUACAAGGUCUUCAGUACUAAUGGGAGAAUGAAAUACAGUGUCAUCUUUGGAUAGAGACAUUGCAGUGUUGCUGUGACAGACACUUAGAGUGUCAACACCAGCCUGUCCUGGCUCUCUGAGAAGCUAACAGAAUGCUAGUCUGGGGUCUCAGUGCCUACAUCCAGGACACUGGGGCACGCUGGGUGCAGAUGCAGCGAUGGUGGGGCCUGUUGGCAUUUAAGCCUCUCUGCUCACCAGCCAGAGAUGCCCCAGUCUCUGCUGUUCCUGGGGAAGUUGCCAUUCUAGCAGCUACUGGGGAUCAAGGAGACACCGAUUCAGUAGAUUUUUCUGACCAUGGGCACAAGCUUGCCCAGAACCCUGAAGCUGCAAGGUUCUUGGGCAACAUAAGCAACCAGGACACUUUUCUCAUUCUCUCCUGUGAGAGCUCUGGAUGGGACCUUGCUGUCAUUCUGGCAUAGGAAUCUGUUUUAUGGCUAAUCAGUGACGUUUGAUGUCAGCAGCACAGCUGGCUAUACACCCCUCCCCUCCCAGUCUCAUCUGGGAGAACAUUUUUGUAAUCUCUUGCUCUUUCCAACCCAAGCCUGGAAGUAGGAGAGCAGGGCCCAGGAUGCUGCCUCAGGCUCCAUCAUCUCUGUCCUCCAGACCUCUCAGCUGAGGUCCUCCAACCACCUUUGCUCCUGGUUUCAGGCCUGUUUACAAACCUAACACAAGCUUGGAGGUGCCAAUAAAUUGGAGUUUGCAAAUUUACUUCUAGACUGUUUUGUUGUUCUGAAAGUCAGAAGUGAAGUGCAGAAUGGGAAGAUGCUAAGUCUUAUUUCUUUAGGCCCUGAAAACAAAUCUCACCAUUUGGUCUCUCUCAGGGAUGGGUCUUAGGUUGUGACUGCAGGAGGCUACCUUUUAAGAAGAUCCUGGUUUCAAAAUGCUUAACCUUUUGUAUUCAAUUGCAGUGAAACACUACUAAAUGCAGACUAUGACCUCAAUUUUCUUCUACUUGAUGACUUUCCAUGGUACCUCCUAUCUGUGCCAGUUGGUGAAUGUUGUGCCUGAUAAUGAGAUGCCUGCUUCUUUAGCUGCUGUUUAAAAGGUGCACUUAAUAUGUUAAUAAAUGUAUUUUUUUUUUCC
Sus scrofa (pig) is the source of this 6830-nucleotide messenger RNA. RefSeq names its product oxytocin receptor (gene OXTR). Gene Ontology annotation, cellular component: plasma membrane. Gene Ontology annotation, molecular function: vasopressin receptor activity; peptide binding; oxytocin receptor activity. Lineage: Eukaryota; Metazoa; Chordata; Mammalia; Artiodactyla; Suidae. The record is from RefSeq and is a predicted model, not a curated record. Gene Ontology annotation, biological process: regulation of systemic arterial blood pressure by vasopressin; G protein-coupled receptor signaling pathway; maternal process involved in parturition.